This is a messenger RNA of Centropristis striata (black sea bass), 441 nucleotides long. RefSeq names its product preproinsulin b (gene insb). Gene Ontology annotation, molecular function: hormone activity. Gene Ontology annotation, cellular component: extracellular region. The record is from RefSeq and is a predicted model, not a curated record. The transcript is spliced from 3 exons. The coding region runs from base 106 to 441 and encodes 111 amino acids. Lineage: Eukaryota; Metazoa; Chordata; Actinopteri; Perciformes; Serranidae.
AGAUGUUCUCUGUAGCUUUAUAGUCCUAUAGGCCUCGGCCCUUUUCAUUUGUAAGAACCAGCUGCUCUGCUGCACUCAGGCCUCAAACACAGAGGUCUCCCUCCUAUGGCCAAGGUACCAUGUGCAGUGUCCAUGCUGUUACUGCUGGCACUCUACUCUCCUGGGGUAUCUUCGGCCCCAGCCCAGCACCUGUGUGGCUCCCACCUAGUGGACGCCCUCUACUUCGUAUGUGGAGAGCGGGGCUUUUUCUACAGUGGGAAACGGACCCAGAAGCGGGAUCUGGAACAUCUGCUCGGGUUCCUGUCUAAAAAGGCCAGACAGGAGGAGCGGCUGUGGAAGGCUCUGUCUGGCCGUGAAGAGCCUAAGGUGAAGAGAGGCAUCGUGGAGCAGUGCUGCCAUAAGCCAUGCAGCAUUUACCACCUGGAGGGCUACUGCGACUGA